This is a messenger RNA of Cyphomyrmex costatus, 3657 nucleotides long. RefSeq lists its product as uncharacterized. The record is from RefSeq and is a predicted model, not a curated record. Gene Ontology annotation, cellular component: plasma membrane. Gene Ontology annotation, molecular function: olfactory receptor activity; odorant binding. NCBI's taxonomy places the organism in Eukaryota, Metazoa, Arthropoda, Insecta, Hymenoptera, Formicidae. Gene Ontology annotation, biological process: detection of chemical stimulus involved in sensory perception of smell; sensory perception of smell.
AUGGCUGGCGGCUGCGGCUGUAACAAUUGUUGGAAUCAAUCAAUUAAUCGAGAAGCACGGAUAAAGAAAGAGAAGAUGAUACCUACGAGCACUGUUGACAGUCUGAUGGAAUUCACUUUGCGGUUGAUCGGCGUUUGGCCAGAUUCAUCGUACAGAUUUUUGAUGCGCAUUGUUUGGACGACGACAAUGGUCACCUGGCAACUCUUACAGUAUUGGCAUCUCUUUACUCACAUUGGUUCCGAUACUCUGCCGAACCUCAUGGAUUCUUUGAGUCUAUGUUUAUCGAACAGCUUGUUAUUUUUUAAGUUCGGCCUUCUUUGGCUGAACGGACGUAUCAUUUAUGACAUGAUUACGAAGAUGACCGAAGACUGGAAUGAGUGCUCUUCUACUCACGCAAAGAUGCAACCGAUGCUAAAAAAAGCGAUUUUGUCUCAUCGAGUUUCAAAAUACAGCAUCGGUACAUAUACUGUUGUGUUAUUUUUAUUUGGAGCAGGUAACAUGAUCGUUCAAAAGACUUUGGGCUCUGAGCAACUUGUUGAAGAGAAGCCGCUUAUUGUCAAAAUGAAACUGCCGUCUGAGUUCGAUGCGUCACCGAUUUACGAAAUUGUCGUAGUCACGCAAUUUCUUUUGCAAUUCACAUUGGCACUUAUAGCGGGAAUGUUGAAUGCUCUCAUUGUAACGUUAUCGCUUGGCACUCGUGAUGGAAAUAUUCUGAUGGUAAAGAUCAUACCUUAUUAUGCCGUCGUGAAUUUAGAAGCAUUUAUACUUUGCUUUAGUGGCGAAUAUCUUAAUUCCAAGAGCAAGUCUAUAAAUUGGGCCGCGUACAAUUCAUUUUGGUACAAGUUGAAGCCUAAGGAAAGCAAAAUCUUGUUGUUAUUGAUAAUGAGAUCGCAAAAGGAAUUGACAAUGACAGCCGGAAAAUUUGUAGAUUUAUCUCUGGAGGGUUUUACAAGCCUUAUUCUUCAGUGAAUACGUACGGCGAUCAUACGGAAACUUCUAGAAAUUUACAUCAUUUGGUUCAGAUUUGUCAACGGAGAGAUUAAAAAACGUGGAAUGUUUUGCGCGAUGAUACCGACUAGCACUGUCAGUCGAUCGGUCAAAAUCGGCCUUUGUCUUACUGGAAUAUGGCCAAAUUCUUCAAUUUUCUUCAAACUGCUUUGGACGUUGGUGAUGGGAACAGGGUUGAUCUUCCAGUAUCAUUACCUUCUGACACAUUUCAGCACCAAGGAGCUCCCGAAUCUGAUAGAUGGUUUAAGUACUACCUUGCCGCACAGUCUCCUCUUCUUCAAACUGAUCAUUCUGUGGGUUAAUCACCGAAUAUUCAAAAAUAUCCUGACAGCGAUGUCCAACGAUUGGCGCGAAUAUUCCAACAUGUACGCUAUGAUCGACAAGGCAGUCCUCGCGCAUCGCUGCUCAAAAUUGAUCAUCAGUGUUUAUUCGAUAGCAGUGUUGCUUUACAGUACCGCUUCCAUCAACCUAAACAAACAGAAUGACGACGAUUGCCGAGAGUUAUUAAUAAAGAUGGAAUUGCCUUUCGGAUUUUGCGAAUCGCCGAUCUAUGAGAUCGUUAUGUUCGUGCAAUUUGUUCGCCUAAUGGCGGUCGCCUCCGCCAUAGGUAUGCUCGACGCAUUAUUGGUUACGUUGAUGCUGCAUGUUGGUGGGCAAAUAGACCUUAUGCGACAGGAAGUAGAAGAGAUUUUCGUCAAAGACGACAAAUGUUUAUCCACUACCAUUGUGAGAUCUUUAAUCAAUAAGCAUCAUAAGAUUAUCUCUUUCUCGGAGAGCAUCGAAAGUCUUUUCUGUCAUAUUGCGCUGAUGCAAUUUAUCUCGAAUACUUUGAUUAUAUGUUGCAUCGGAUUCCUUAUAGUAACUUCAUUGGGCACAGAUGAAGGCGUUCGGAUGUUAGUAAAGACCUUGUUUUUUUACAUCGCUAUUACUUUAGAGGCGUUUAUUUUUUGUUUCGCCGGUGAAUAUCUAAGUAAUAAAAGCAAAACAAUCGGCGAUGCUGUAUAUGGAUCUGUUUGGUAUAACCUCAAGCCUCGAGAUAGCCGUAUUCUACUGUUUGUGAUAAUGAGAUCACAAAGACGGCUGACAAUUACUGCGGGAAAAUUUAUGGAUUUAUCGUUGGAAGGAUUCGCAAACUUUGUACAAUUAUUGAGCAAUGCUUCGGUAAUUGGGAUGCUGGAUGCGCUGAUUAUGACAUUGAUAUUUCAUAUAAGUGGACAGAUAGAUAUUGUGUGCCAAGAGUUGCUCGAACUUUUCUCAAAAGACUAUGAAUAUAAAUCUUAUAAGGACGCGAAGAACGCAGUUAUCCGCAAGCAUCAGAAUGUCAUUGCAUUCUCAGAUAAUAUCGAGAGUCUUUUCUCAUAUAUUGCGCUAAUGCAGUUUUUUACGAACACGCUUGUCAUAUGUUGCAUAGCAUUUGUCAUUUUGAUAGUAAAUAUUUCGCGAUACGACAUGCUGUUGAGAUCUUUAUUCUUUUACAUCGCUAUCACAUUGGAAGCGUUCAUCUUUUGCUUUGCUGGAGAAUAUCUUAGUAAUAAGAGUAAAUCAGUCGCAAAUGCAGCUUACGAGGCUCUUUGGUAUAAUGCAAAACCCAGCGAAAGUAGAAGUGUGUUGAUCUUAAUAUUGAGAUCACAGAAACGAUUGACUUUAACAAUUGGAAAAUUUAAUGAUUUAUCAUUAGAAGUUUUUGCAGCUGUAAGAUAUAACAAUGUUGUAACCAGCACUGUCAGUCGACCGGUCGAAAUUGGCCUCCGUCUUACUGGGAUAUGGCCAAAUUCUUCAAUCUUCUUCAGAUUGCUUUGGACAAUGGUGAUGGGAACAGGACUGAUCUUCCAGUAUCAUUAUCUUCUGGUACACUUUAGCAUCAAGGAACUACCGUAUUUGAUAGAUGGUUUAAGCACUACUUUACCGUACAAUCUUCUUUUCUUCAAGCUAGUUGUCUUAUGGGUCAAAAACCGUGCUGCAAUAGAGACAUUAGAGGCAUUAGAGGUAUUACGUUACAGAUUAUUCAUUGAUAUUCUGACGGCGAUGUCCAACGACUGGAGCGAGUAUUCUAACAUGUACGCUAUGAUCGACAAGGCGAUUCUUGCGCACCGCUGUUCAAAAUUGACCAUCGGUGUUUACUCUACAGCGGUAUUGCUUUACAGUACCGCGUCUAUUAAUUUUCGUAAGCAAACCAACGACAGUUGCCGAGAGUUAUUGAUAAAAAUGGAGUUGCCGUUCGAAUUUUGCGAAUCGCCAAUCUACGAAAUCGUAGAGUGUGUGCAAUUUGUUCACUUAAUGGCUGUUGCCUCCGCCAUAGGUAUGCUGGAUGCAUUAAUGGUUACUUUGUCGUUGGGCACUGAUGCAGGGAUAAAGAUGUUAGUGAAGACCUUGUUUUUUUACAUUGCUAUCACUUUGGAGGCAUUUAUCUUCUGUUUCGCUGGUGAAUAUUUAAGUAAUAAGAGCAGAACAAUCGGCGAUGCCGUAUAUGAAUCUGUCUGGUAUACCCUCAAGCCUCAGGAUUGCCGCAUUCUACUGUUUGUUAUAAUGAGAUCGCAAAGACGUCUGACAAUUACUGCAGGGAAGUUUAUGGAUUUAUCGUUGGAAGGAUUCACGCACAGUUUGAAAGCCUCCGCUUCGUAUAUAUCUGUUUUAUACGCAAUGUAUUGA